CACAUGAAUAAUUUAUCAAAACGCUCUUGAGUAGAUUAAAGUAUAAAAAUAAGAAAAAAGAAAAUAGAUAAUUAAGAGAUAAAUAAAUCAAGAAAAAAAUGUUCAUAUCGAUAAAGAAGAAAACUGAAUUUUCAAUGCCGCUUCUGCUGCUAUCUAUGCGGAGGCUUAGUAAUUAAAAGACAGUUUUUAUUUUAAUGAUCUUGAUUGUUUGAUAAAAAAGUUAAUUAAUCGAUUUAAUGCUAGGAUAAAUGAAUUUUGGCUCAUAAUGAUUUAAAUAAGGAAAAUUCUGGUUAAACCAAGAGAAAGCAAAUUGUACUGCCAUUUAACGUACGUAAAACGUAUUACAUACUGUUGUGUGGUGUGUGCUCGCGCGUGCGUGUUGCCUGUGCAUCUGUGUGUAUGAUAUAAAAUCUCUUUAUUUCCAAUUUUCCCUUAUAUAUAAUUCUUUUUAAAAUAACCUAUACUUGUGGACUACUUUUUACAUAUACAUACGUGCUUACAGUCGGUAAAUUUUGUAAACAAGAUCUUUUUUAAUCUUUUAAUUUAUCCCACAUGUCAAUUCCAUUCAUUCUAAAAUCAUGCGAAUAAUUCUAAUCCUAAAAUAUUUCUAAUCCUAAUCUCAAAGUAUCACAAAAUAAUAUAAGAAAUUUCAAAGAAGCGUUAUGCUAUAUGCAAAAAAGUACGUUUCAUAAACAGGAUUUAAUAUUUCUACAUCGCUUUUGUAUAUGUAACAUUACAUUAAUCUCUUAAUCUCGAUCUCAUUUAUAAAUAAUAUAAUACAUUUAUAAUUAUUAAAUUACUAAUUACAUACUAUUAAUGUUCAUUGUAAAAAACCAAAAACAUGCCAAAUAUUCGCUUAUGUAUAUAAGCAUGACGCUUCUAUGUCGAUAUAUUAUCGACAUUAAUUAACUAAUUUUUCUUUUAUUUUCUUUUUAAUUUCUUUUUUCGUUUAAAUAUUCAAGUAAAAAUUUAAUUAAAUAACGACAAAUUGUGAGCAAAUAUCUUUUUUAGAUAAUGUAGAAAGAUACAGUAUGUGAAUUAUGAAUUUCAAAGUCUAUUCUAUAUCAAACAUAUUCGAUUGAGAGAAAUGAUUUCUGAAAAAGAUUUUUAAAAAUUAAACUGAUUAGUUGUGAAUAGACGGAUAAAGAGAAAGCGAGCGAGAGCGAAAGAAAGAGAGAGAGAUUAGAAAUAAAAAAAGUACGAAUGAUUGUUUGUUAAUUAGUAUGUUGUGUGCAUGAAAAUGUGAAAAAUGCCAAUAAAAAAUAACAAUAAUAUUACGUUUGUUCGAAGAUUCGAAUUAAAUACGAGCUUGUGUGAAUAAAAGAAGGAAACAAAAAAGACAAAAUAAUUAACAAACAAACAAAAUCAAAUCAACGAUAAGAUUAUUCUUCUCAUAGAUUUUUUUAAUUAUUAAACGCAGUGUUCUUAGGUUAUGCCAUCAAAGAUAUUCUUUUAUAUCUCGUUUUUUUUGUUUUUCGUUUCGUACAUUCAUUUUUUUUAUCUUUUUUAGUGUAUAAAACAAAUUAAUUAAGACAAAUCAUGUGUGUAUACACCUACUGUACUGUUAUAAGAGUAUUAUUCUGCAUGAUCCUUUUUUCUUUUUUUUUUUUUUUUCUGACGCUUUAAAUCAUUGAUCGAAACGUUUUUAUAAUGAUUUCAUUAUUAUUAUUAUUAUUAUUAUUAUUAUUAUUAUUAUUAUUAUAUUUUACAAUAUAUAUACAAGAUAAUGAAGGCAAGAUUAGAAUUUGAUUUUCUUCUAUUUAUAUGUGUAUACAUAUAUAUAUAUAUAUGUAUGUAUGUAUGAAUAGGAACACAGUAUAUGUAUGUAUAUGUGUGCGUGUAUAAUAGAAGUAGAGGGCCCUGUGCACAUAUAUACACACGUAUAUGUAUAUAUAAUUUGAAUUUAAGGUUAACUUUAUGAAAUGAAGUUUUUUCAAUUCUCUUUUCCUAAUUUUUUCGUGCUUUCAAUAGAGCAAUUCGCAAAUUGAUUGAUCAAACGAUUUUUUUUUAAAUUAUGAUCGUGAGGAUUAUUUUUUAUUUAACACGCAUCGAGAAUUGCUCCUUAAGAAAACUCGUUGCCCGUUCUCAUUGUUAUAUUAAUUAUUAUUAUUUUUUUUUAACUCAGCUUGUGUAUAAAGAGACUGAUACAUAAAUUUCCUUACUCGAUCAUUCAUAUAUAUAUAUAUAUAUAUAUAUAUAUAUAUAUAUAUAUAUGUAUAUAUGUAUGUAUGUAUGUAUGUAUGCUAGUUGGUAUUCAUUCGUUUUUCAUCAUUUUCAUAUAACUCGAUCCACGUACAAACUGAUUGAAGGAGUAAUAGAGAUCAUCGAUCGAGGACCAACGAUCGUAGAAUCAUUGAUGUGUAAAGAAAGAAUAAAUAAAUGAUAUGUGUAGACUGACAUUCUUAUUUUAUUUCCGUAAGUGUUUAAAAUCUAUACAACAUAACCUUAAAAACGUAUCUUAUUUGUAAAUUAAUUCAAAUUAGUUAGUUAAAUUAUCUAUCCUACUUGUUUUUUUUCCCCCUUAUUUAUGAAUAAUUAGACUAUUUUAAUAGAAAAUUUUAUUGUAUAAUUCUUUUUAAAAGAAGAUUUGUAAAUUAUGGAUUGAAUUAAUAAAAAUCGACUAAACUACAAAAUUCAACGUAGUACCGAAGCCCAUAUGACGAAUCGAAUCGUGAAGGUUUCCAUGACAACGAAUGUUUUCCUUUUAAUAACUGUUAUGGCGGACGUUGAGGAAGAAUUAGCUUAGUCGCAGGUAAUCUAGCUUCUUCUAUUCAUUAUAUUUUCUCAUAGUCUGAGAGAACAAUUCGAGUAUUUUUCGUGUGACCUUGAGAAGAACGAUAAAUCGGAAAAGGAGAACAGAAUCGUUUGAUGUUCGAAGAGGGGAUACAGUGUAUUAUUUUAAAAUUAUUUUUCGUAUGUGAAUCAUGAAUCAAUGAAAUAGCGAUGACUAUAAGAAGGAUUUCUGAAAAAUUCUGGUCUUAUUGAAUGAACCGAUUCGAGAACAUCACUUUGAAGAAAGAAUAUUUGAAUAAAUGGAGGGAGAUGCGGCUGAAGUAUUAUUGCCCUGUGCAAUUUGUACACGGACAUUCAUGCCACGAUCUUUAGAAAAACAUGCAAAGAUAUGUGAACGAGCUGCGGCAAAAAAACGAAAGCCAUUCGAUUCGGCCAAACAGAGAAUUCAGGGUACUGAUCUCGCGGAAUUUCUUCCGCGACAGGAAAAGAAAAGAUAUUUGAAUGAUGAGAAACAUAAAUCUUCAUGGAAAGAGACGCAUGAUGAUUUUUUACGAACAAUUAGGGCUGCUCGAAGUGAAACGGCAAGUAUGAUAAUCAAUCAAAGGCAAUCGAGUUCCCACGCGUCUUCAGGUGCACCGAUGAGAGCGAAUGAAAAGGGUACGUGUCCAACGUGUAAUCGUCAAUUUGGAGUAAAGGCGUACGAUCGACACGUAGCCUGGUGUAAGGAAAGAUCAACGAGAUUACCGAUAAGUCCAGCUACGAAGAACAUUGCUAAGGAACGUUUGGAAGCGCGUAUGAAGUAUCGUGCGCCGACUUUGAAAAAUCGUCGAAAGAAUAAUCGUGAUAAAUAUUCUCAGAGUUGUACAGCCAAUAAAACACCUAACAGAGUGAGAGAAACGGUUUCUGUACCUGAUAAUACUCGUGAGAAGAUCAAGGAGAACAUUACUAAUUCGCAAAAAACAAUCGUAACUGGCCGAGGGGAUCAAUCAAAUAAUGGAGAAACAUAUAAUUUAGGUGAAUCUAGAGAAGCAACAAAACGUUCUAUAGUUAGGACUUCGAAUUCAUCUAAUCGUCCUCUAUGGAGUAAUUACAUGCGCAGACGACCGGAUUUUAAUCUCGUGCUUAGGUGUAGAAUUGGUGCCUGCAAGGAAUACGACCCUUUUUUAAUAGCAGAACGACAAAUGCAAGAUUUGUUAUCGGAUUCGAGUGAUUUAUCGUUAACAGAAAUUCCAUCGUCGUCGUCAACAAAAUCUCUCCUUCCUCUUUCACAUUCUUCCGCUUUCAUUAAAUACCCAUACCAAACUAAAACAAAUCUUUUAGAAAAAUCCAUUACCAACGAAUUCGAUGAACUCACAUCAGAUUUUUCGAGCGAUUCCACAGAAACAAAUUCACUAUCGCGUGAAAUAUUUCUUAAAGAUUUUCAUGAUUCAAAGAAAAACGAUCGGACAAAAAAGAUUUCUAAUAGAGAACUCGGUCGUAGAAUGAUCAUUGACAGAUCAUUAGCUUUGGGGACAGAAAUUGAUCAAGAUAAAUCUAAUAGUAUCGAUAAGCAAUAUAAAAAUGAUAUUUUUAAUAAAGGAAUCUCUAAAUCUAUACCUAAUAGAUCACAAACGAUUCGUGCUUUUUCAGCACCUAAAUCUAUUUAUCAAAGAAAAAAUAAAACUCUUAACGCUAAAGAUAAUAAUAAUCAAGAAGCGAAAUAUAAUGAUAAUAACGUUCGAAACGAUUAUUUAACAUUUUCAAAUAGCGAUCUUAGCCUUAGCUCGAUCGUUUCUUCUGAGAUUGAUCUAAAACGUUCUAAUUCUGUAUUCGAUCAAUUAAUAACUUCUUUCGAAGAUGAUAUCGUUGGUAAUGGUUCUUUUCCAUCCUUGAGGUCUCUCCUAAGAAACGAAUCCUUGAGAACUUCAUCCAAUGGUCCACCUCCUCCUGAUAAUAACAGACAAUUUGAUGGACAUAUCAGUGACGAGGAAUUUUCUUCAGCGGAAAAUUACAAACAACAGGAACAUAAAAUUAAUGCUGAUUCUGCAUACAGCAGUUUAAAUCGCAAAUAUUCCAACCAUGGACGCAGCAGCAACAACGACACGACAAAUCGUAUGGAGGAUAACAUGUCCAGGAAUAAUCGUCGAGAAAGUCAACCACCGAUUUCAAAGACGAAAUGUAGGAUGUCAAGAUUUUGUCACGAGUGUGGAUCUAGAUUUCCUGAGACUGCCAAGUUUUGUUGUCAAUGUGGUGUCAAGAGGCUUGCACUUUGAUUUCUUUAUUUAUUUAUUUAUUUUUUUUUUUUCUUUUUUUUUUUUUUUUUUUUUUUUUUCAUUCAGUGUUGGAAAAGAAGAUUUUUUUUCUUUUCCUUAGAAUCGAUGAUGAAUCGUUAAUUACGAAUAUUACAAACAAAUGCAAUAAUUAAUUAAACUUCUUGUCAAAACGAUACUUGUAAUAUACAUAUGUAACUUAUAUAUUCAAGUGUCCUUUAUUAUUAUCUCAGGAAGUAUUGCAUUUUAAUUUUGGAUUUUAAUUCAGAUUUAAUUAAUUAAGUUUAUAGAAAAAGGAGGAACACACGCGUGUCCCCUUAUAAUUUUAUUAUAAAAUAAUAUAAAAUAAGCAGUCUGUAUGUCGGAGUACUAUGCCAAUUUCGAUCUGUAUUAAUUAUUUGUAAGUUAAAAUUGUAUUUUUACAAAUGCAAUAAAUAAUUAUGCUUGA
Molecule: messenger RNA, 5430 nt
Organism: Vespa velutina
Lineage: Eukaryota; Metazoa; Arthropoda; Insecta; Hymenoptera; Vespidae
Exons: 8
Coding region: 3033-4985 (650 amino acids)
Source: RefSeq, a predicted model, not a curated record